Molecule: messenger RNA, 2924 nt
Organism: Exophiala dermatitidis NIH/UT8656
Lineage: Eukaryota; Fungi; Ascomycota; Eurotiomycetes; Chaetothyriales; Herpotrichiellaceae
Product: cell cycle arrest protein BUB2
Exons: 1
Coding region: 601-1947 (448 amino acids)
Biological process (GO): negative regulation of septation initiation signaling; activation of GTPase activity
Cellular component (GO): mitotic spindle pole body
Molecular function (GO): GTPase activator activity
Source: RefSeq, a predicted model, not a curated record
GGCUGGGGCGAUGUGAUGAGAGCGUGCGCGGUGCUGCAGGUCAUUGCGCGUGGGCGAAUUGGAGAUCGGGCGACGAUGGUCUGUACAACAUUGCUACCUAUGCAUACAUGUUUAUUAUUGACUUCGACACUUCAUCUCAUCUGGUCGAGCUGAAGCGAUGCUCGUCCUGAAAUCUGAGUGCAACCCCGGAUCCCUGCCCGACACCAGGCGAACGCGCUGAGUCGCGUCCGGGCAAAUUCCAGGGCGCAGUUUGGCGGGGCACUGACGAAUAUUAUUAUCUGCAGUGCUGGAUUCCGGGCGCUGUGUCUGCGUCUCCCGCUGCGACCGCGGCCCCCAAACGUCCAAACUGGGUCAGUGGCUGGUUUACAAUCUUGAACACCCAAGAAAACACUCCUCCACCUCUACCACUAAAUCCUGCUGCAUGCGAUCGUACUCGCUUCAGGUUCCCUCCAGAUCAAAUAGACCACAAACUCAGGCGCCCUCUUCCAUGUCCUCCCUGCUUCCCUGUCGUCCUCCCGUCCUCGCGCCUCGUUCGACUAGCACUCCCGCUGGCGUCCUCCCGAGAACCACACUGCAUCGAUCAACAAUCAACACACCAUCAUGACCGCGUCUCUCUCCCCACAUAAGCUGGACGCCAGUCGACAUGUCUUCCCUCCAUCUCCCGACCCGACCUCGGUGAGGCUGCCCGACUCACCUGAGAAGAACACGCUUCCGAGCCAGACCUUUUACGAAAAAUCCCGUGGGCUGCGUAGACUGCAAUCCCACAAUCAACUCUCCUCCGCCGGCAACAUGGGCACCCAAUCGUCGAACCUGAGACCGCGGGUAGGAGUGUCAACAAAGCCCUCACGAGAACAACUACAUCAAGCACCAACCUCAUCCCAUGCCAAUACGAACAUGUCCAGCACAAACACUACGGUUGCUUCACGAGCUCGUGCCAAUAGUGACGCUCCUCUACCAUAUGUCCCACGAGGUUCACGCCGGCCACCCCCUUCAACCCCUUCCUCGAAUCACAUCGCCAGCCACGCUCGGAAAUCCAGCCUGGAAAUGACAUUGCGCGACGGUCCUCCUCCAGGGACCACGCCCUCGUCUGCGCUGUCGUUACUUCGCCAUUCGAUCUUGACUAGCGGUGUCACGGCGACCAAGGAAGGCAUGUCAGAUUAUCGGAUAUACUUGUGGCUCACGCUGUUGAAUGUGGCUCCUCUACCCACCGAUACAUACCUCAACCUGAUCCACCGCAGUCGGAGUCCUGCCUACGAGAAGAUUUCGAAUGAUGUGUUCCGCACCCUCGCGACCGAUACGCUGUUCAAACGGCGCGUCACCGACGCAAGUCUCACUAGACUAUUGAAUGCCACAGCCUGGCGCAUCCACGAUGAACAAAAUUCCGAACCUCGCUCCGAAUUCGCUCAGAGAUACCCGCAGGCGACGUACCUCCAAGGCAUAAAUGUCCUUUCAGCACCAUUAUUGUAUGCCUCUAGGUCGGAAGCUCAGGCCUACGCCCUUCUCACUUGUCUUUUGACUGAGCAUAUUCCUUCCUACCUUUCUCCCACCAUGUCCGGCGUGCAUAGAGGACUGGACUUGAUUGACCGAAUUCUCUCAUACAUCAACCCGACCCUCUCAUCAUUCUUGCUCAGUAAAUCUCUACCGGCCAAGAUCUACGCCUUUCCAUCCGUCCUGACGCUUUGUGCAUGCACGCCGCCUCUUCCUGAGGUCUUGAAGCUGUGGGAUUUCCUCUUCGCCUUUGGAGUACAUCUCAACGUCAUAUGUGUCGUAGCACAACUGUUGUUGCUCAAGGACAAGCUUUUGGAGGAGCCCAGCCCCGCCAAGUUACUGAGGAGUUUCCCUGCCCUCAAUGCUGACGAGGUGAUCAAGAUGACGGUUCUGAUCGUGAGAGAACUCCCGGAGGAUGUCUACCGGGACGUCGUGGCACAUGGCAGGGUGGCCUCUUGAGCAUGUCCCACCAACUUGGUUUGCUGAACGAACCGCAUCUACUACUUCAAGCCAUGCUGCAUCGUGACAUGGAGGCUCAAUGGCUCCUGACACAAUGGCCUGGAAUAAUAACCACAUCUGUCCAUGCUGAGAUUUCGGUUUUUUAAUGACAUAGCGUCGUCUCUGAGUCCUCAGGCUGAGGUGGAUGAGAGCGGUCAUGGACGUGUGCGGCUUCGAUCUCUUUUGCCGUCCUCUCGGAAGGCGUGUACUUUUUACGGAAUUUUACGAGUUUACGACUUCGAUGUCUGUACCAACGCCUCGAUAUGAGAUGACCUAGGGAAUAAACUGGAGGCCAUUUUGCCGAGGAUCCGGAGAAGCCAGAUUAGUUCGUUAGGAUUAAAUGCGCCAUUUCUGGCAUUGAUUCCUCGGGAACGCAUCUGGCCGACACCUAGGUGGCCGAUGCAGCUUUAUCUGCAGUGACUGAUGUCGUUCAAGUUGUGCCUGGAAGCACCGACCUUCGUCGAGCAUUAUCAACUUGAAGAGCUCAUGGGUUUAUACUCCAAGAUUGUUUCUCAAAGGGGUAAGGCAAUGCACUAUGCCCUUCAAGUUUGGUGAGGACCUUUGAGAACGUAGUGUCUAUGAGAUGGUACAACACAGUACACUGCUCGCGCGCUUCAAAGAGCCUGGCCCAGCAGGAAAAAAAGUAAUCUUACGUUUUCGUCUCACAUUGAACGCCGGCUGAGGCUCUCGGAACUACAUGUAACCAUGCUUGUUUAUAACCAUACUGAAGAGCGAUUUCGCGAUUUCUAUCUUUUUCGAUCCAAAUCCCCAUUGAUAUCACCAUUAAUGACUCCCAUGCCCGCCGUACUCCUCUGCCUCCUCCGGCCCCAAACCUCAUAAGCCCACUCUGAAAUCUGAAACAUCCAGCCGCCAGCGACCAAGACGCCACUGAUGACGUUGACGAGUCUGACGAUGAGACCCAGGAAGCUGGAGCGGCG